Sander lucioperca (pikeperch) is the source of this 1660-nucleotide messenger RNA. RefSeq names its product myoD family inhibitor domain-containing protein 2. The record is from RefSeq and is a predicted model, not a curated record. Bases 629 to 1207 code for a protein of 192 amino acids. The transcript is spliced from 3 exons. NCBI's taxonomy places the organism in Eukaryota, Metazoa, Chordata, Actinopteri, Perciformes, Percidae.
ACCUGUGUGCUGUCAGCAGAUGUGGUCUACAAACCAUUGUGGUGUCGGAAGCACGGGCUGCGGCAAGAUAAUAAAUUGCGGUAAGAUCAUUUUAUGUAAAUUGUUAUUGUUAUUAAUCAUUACUUGCUCUAUCCAGGUGUUUGAUAAGUGACUCAGCUUGACUUUCUAUUGACAUAUUGCCAUAAUUGAAUGGAUCAUCCAUGCAUUAUGUAUGACAGAUUUGUACUUGUGGCUCCUGAUUGGCGAGUAUUGAUUGAUUUGGAGUGUUGCUCACAAUGUGGGUGUGUGGAUGAUGAUGGGAGGUGCUCAAGCUCACAAUGGAUUCACAGUUGCAGAUGCUACCGAUCACACUGUUGGAUAUUUAACAAGUACAGACAGGUAAUCUUAAAAAGUAAACUAUGUGGCAGAAUGAAUUAAGCCGUAUUUGUUUUGUUCAUUUUCAACUUCAGUGUACAGGUGCAUUUCUUGCAUGAUUCAUUAACUUAACAUGGAAAUGUGAUGUUCCAAGAAUAAUUUAUUACUGUCUUUCUUUAGUCAAGUUAUUGAGGGUAUUAUAGUACCAUUAUUCAGGAAGUGCUUUGCAUGUGUAUCUCAUGCUGUGUGUUCUCUUCACUUUGCUCUGCAUAAGAUGACAGCUCCUUUAAAGCUUCCUGUGAAUGAUCAAGAUGGUAUCGAGCUUGAGAAAAUAGAGGACCAUGUGUCUGAUGGCAACAUCCCCAGGCCAGUGAUGGACAAACCACCUAGAAAGAUGACGGGCAAGUUGGCAAGUGAGGUAUGCAGACUGAGCACCAUCUCAGAGCAAGAACCAAACACCAAUCCCAGUUCCCAUGUUCCCAUGGUUGGCAGUGAAGUGGGUGGAUCCAGCUUCUCCCUGUGUUCUGACAAGUUUAAGAACAGCAGCAGUCAUUUUUCCUCUGAUGAUUCAUACCAGCCUGGCAGUGGAGAUGACUGUGCAACACUUCUUCUCGCCUGUCUGCAUUGUCGUUUCCAUGAGUUUAUGGUCCUCCUACCGGAUACGUGUGAGAGGGCUGUGAGUCGCUGUUUUCCCUCAUACAAGUAUAUCACAGCGUCCAGUGAUAGAGACCAGCGGGGAAAGGACUGCUGCAACUACCACCUGGAACUGGACUGUAACUGCUGUGGCUCCUGUCAGGACGCAGGAGAACUUAUAGAGCUGGCCAUGGAGAUAUCAGAGGUGUGCUAUCGCUGAUAAAUUCCUCACCUCUGGCCUGUAAACACAAUGAAUUCCCUUCAAAAACUAAAUCAAAAACAUAAAUCUUAAACACUUGGAUGCUCAACAAAAAUAAUUACUGUCUCAUCUUAUUCACAUAUACUGUAUGUAAUAAAUUGCCUGCAUUGUUUUUAUUAUAUUGCCCGCAUGUGGAAAUUCACAUGAUCUUUAACUUGUGUGCCUCAACAUUAUUCAAGCAGGUAACUACUGUAGACUAAUGUACUAAUGUAGAGUUGUUUGUUAUAAUAGAAGACACAAAUAGCUCAUUUUGGUUACAGCCACACUCGCACCACUGUGCAAAGUAAAUCCAACACCCUGUCCUGUCAGAAUGGAAGGGAGGACAGAAGUGCAGUAUGUUAAGUCAUUGCCAUGUCCUCUUCACUGACAUCCUGUAUGUUUCCGGUGUCAGUCCAUAAGUAUAGAACAGAAAUU